UCAUCAACGACUACCUUUUACGGCUUUUUCCCACCUGAAAGGGAGCCAACAGCGCGCCUAACGAAAGGGGGAAAGGAAAGAAAGGGGGAGAGGUGCGUUUGGGAAAAGCUAAGAUAUGCAAGGAGGUGUUCGGUCGUUGGCCAAUGGGAUGCGACGUUGUGGGUGACGUCAGCACGCUGCAGUACGGGGGCUGUGACUUCCCGCCUGGUCGGCUGAGGGACGGUUCGUCAGGUCGCUGUCGGUUCGGCGGACGGUGCCGGAGCCGCCAACAUGACCCACUGGUUUCACCGGAACCCUUUGAAGGCUACGGCCCCGGUUUCCUUCAACUUCUACGGGGUUGCGACUAACAAUGCGGCGGCCAAGAUCUGCAAUGACUUGAGAAGCACAAGGAUGAAACUUCUGGAGUUAUUUACAGAUGUGAAUUGUAACAUGGAAAUGAUGAAUGCAGUAGAUGCCUACUUUUCACUCUUACAAGGUUUCAUAACAUCACUGGAUGGCACCACACAAGAAAACAAACUGCGUUUCAUUCAGAACUUUAAAUGGACUGACACCUUGCAGGGAAACGUAGUGAGUGCCCAGCAGGAUGCCAUCUUCGAUCUCGUCUCAAUGGAGUUUAACAUCGCUCUCUGGCACACAAAGUAUGCCUCCAGACUUGCUGGAAAGGAGGAUAUAACAGUGGAUGAAGCAAAAGAGGUGCACAGAAGUUUAAAGACUGCAGCUGGAAUCUUCAAACAUGUCAAGGAGAAUGAAGUAGGCAGACUUGUGACAGCCCCUGAGAAAGGAAAGGACCUCGAAUCGCGGGUUCUUGACACCUACAUCGUUCAGUGUCAAGCGGAGGCUCAAGAAGUGACCAUUGCAAGAGCCAUUGAACUAAAGCACAACGCAGGUCUAAUUGCAGCUCUGGCUUAUGAAACAGCUAACUUCUACCAGAAGGCUGAUCACACCCUCACCACCUUGGAUCCCAGCUACGCAGCAAAAUGGAGGAAGUACCUACAGCUCAAAAACUGCUUCUACCUGGCUUAUGCAUACUGCUACCAUGGCCAGACCCUACUGGCCAGUGACAAAUGCGGGGAAGCUAUCCGAUCUCUACAAGAAGCGGAGAAGUACUACUCCAAGGCGGAGAUCUUGUGCAAGGAGUACGGGCAGACAAAGGGGCCGGGAUCCACCGCCAAACCAUCCGAACACUUGUUCUUCAGGAAGCUGGGAACGUACGUCAGGAACACCCUGGAAAAGUGUCAGAGAGAGAAUGGGUUCAUCUAUUUCCAGAAAGUUCCACCAGAGGCUCCACAGCUGGAGCUGAAGGCAAGCUACGGUCUGGUGGAACCUCAGACGUUUGAGCUCCCGGCACUGGGAGCUGUGUGGAACCAGGAAUUGUACGCUGCAUUUGACAUCACCAAAGGCCCCAAGGAUGACAAGGCCAAGGUGAAGGAGGAAGAGGUGAAGCCGGUGAAGGAGCCAGACCUGAAACCCCAGAAGGACAGCGGCUGCUCGAUUUCAUAAAGAGACGGGCAGUGGGGACCGACUCAACUGCGUGGUCUCCUGUGCACUGAGUGCACACUUAUCUUCUGCAAGGACUUUACUCCGACAGCCAAGAACUGAAAAACAGCCUGAUUUUUGCCCCAUUUCAUAGAAUGCACUUUGCAAUGAAACUUUAGGUAUAUCUGCAAGUAGCCAAGUGGCCGCUUGCACUCUCAUCCUGCUGACUCAGGCGCAGGCCUGCGAAGAGGUCACCUCUCUGGUCAGUGUUGUCUUGUCUGCGAACCCUCUCCCACUCGUCCUGGGAGAGGUGCAAGACUGGUGCCCAGGAGCUGACGCGAACUCCAGUCAGCUUCCCACUUACUUAUCGGUUUGCAGUAACUGGCCUUAAACACCCUCACUUGGGAACACGACAAACAUUCCUUGUUUAUUUAACUCCAGUCAUGCAUCCAAAGCUUUUCUCCUUCAGUAACCUGGGUGAGGAGGGGUUUCCAUUCUUCCCACUGCUUUCCCAGCAGCAGUUUUGGUCCACUUCUCCCCACAUGCCACAGGCUCGUGGGUUAUUCUGUUCACCAGGCCUGGGCUAGAGCUGAGGCUCAGUAUAUUGAAUUCUGAUGUACUGAAUGGUAGCAGUCAAAGUUCCCAGAGGCUUUCCCUAUUUGUCAGCCGAGCCGCUUGUGAUAUCCUGUUCCAUGGUGGUCCAGCACUGCCUCUGCGCGGUGCUUGAAGAGGAUGAGGCAAGACGUUCAGUUCCUCUAUGAAGACAGCCUUCGUUUUCCAUUUACUCCCAAAUCAUCCCGUCCACUAACCCCAACCCUGUGACAGUCGAGUUUUGCGAGCUGACUCCAGAGCUCUUCCAUGUUGUUAACGAUACAAAGUUGGUCCGUGAAUCAGAAAAGGACACAAGGAAAUGGGGCAGCACAGAGGCACUGCCUUAGUGCCAGAGGCCCAGGUUCGAUCCUGACCUCCGUUAUUGUUUGUGUGGAGUUCACACGUCCUCCAUGGGUUUCCGCCCACAUCCCAAAGAUGUGCAGGUCGGUAGAUUUAUUGGCUGCUGUAAAUUGCCCCUUGUGUGUAGCUGAGGGGUAGGAUCUGGGGGUAACUGAUGAAUCUCCAACCGCCUUUCUAAGGAAGAACCAUGACGUGCUGUAACCACACCUAAAGAUAAUGCAUUUAAUCUCGGUAUCUUGGGAAAGGGAGUUAAUUGUCAGAUUUUGCUUGCACGGGACAGAGAGCAAGGCCCAGAGGCGGACGAGCUCAUUCUCUCAGCAGCAGUUGGGAAGGAACACUGUCAGCUUCCAUCCCUCUUCCCAACUCGUGCACUGACCGGAGAUUUCAGCUGUCCCUGGGCUCAAGAUAUCAAGGAGGGUGGCCGCUCACUGAUGCCACAAGCUGGGCGAGCAGAUGGACAAAAGGUUUGUGUGUGAUGCCAUCUGCAGUUGAAUAGGCCAAUGAGACUUGGUCCAAGCUUGUGUAAAGAGCAGACACUUGUCCAAGGGGUCACAUGAGGCUUGAUGCCUGGAAUGAAGGGAUAGGGGGAAUUGGGAUGUGGCUGGUGAACAGUAGAGGGGUCCCAGCUGGGACCCCGGGUGGUGAACAGUAGAGGGGU
Molecule: messenger RNA, 3085 nt
Organism: Pristis pectinata (smalltooth sawfish)
Lineage: Eukaryota; Metazoa; Chordata; Chondrichthyes; Rhinopristiformes; Pristidae
Gene: brox
Product: BRO1 domain and CAAX motif containing
Source: RefSeq, a predicted model, not a curated record